Spirometra erinaceieuropaei is the source of this 786-nucleotide messenger RNA. Lineage: Eukaryota; Metazoa; Platyhelminthes; Cestoda; Diphyllobothriidea; Diphyllobothriidae. The record is from the annotation of a GenBank genome assembly.
AUGCCUGCCCUCAAGAAUGUAUCGCAACUUCGUUCGUUCCAUGGCCUGAUCAGCUACUAUAGCGCCUUCCUACCAUCGCUGCAUGACGUACGGGCCCCGCUCAACCGUCUGUUGCAGAAGGAUGCUCUCUGGUACUGGUCCCCCGACUGUGAAAAGGCCUUCGCCCAGCUAAAGUCGAUGCUGUGUUCAGAUCUGCUGCUCACGCACUACGACCCGACGCUGCCGAUCGUUGUUGCUGCAGAUGCUUCCAACCACGGAGUUGGUGCCGUCACCUCAUAUACUUUUCCUGAUGGGUCUGAAAAGGCGAUCAUACAUGCAUCUCGCACGCUAACCCCUACGGAGAAGGACUACGGGAAAAUAGAGAAAGAGGCUCUAGCCCUCGUGUUUGCCGUUAAGAAAUUUCACAAACUGUUGUACGGUCGCCACUUCACGUUGUUGACGGAUCACAAACCAUUGCAGUCAAUCUUCGGUUUGAAGAAGGGCAUUCCCGUCUACUCAGCCAGCCGACUUCAGCGAUGGGCGACCAUCCUUCUUGGCUACGAUUUCGACAUUCGCUACUGUCGUACUACAGACUUUGGUAAGGCUGACGCCCUUUCUCGCCUCAUCAGCAAUCAGCAGGAACCGGAGGAAGAUACCGUGAUUGCCACUAUUUCGAUUGAGGACGAUGUGAACCGUCAGCUAUCAGACGCCAUACGACGUAUCCCUGUCACUGCCGCGGGCAUCCGACGUGCUACUGAACAGGAUCCUGUCCUCCGUCAGGCCAUCACCUACGUGCAGACCUGCUGA